This is a messenger RNA of Cottoperca gobio, 4612 nucleotides long. It is a transcript of the gene lpin1b, whose product is annotated as lipin 1b. Gene Ontology annotation, cellular component: nucleus; mitochondrial outer membrane. Gene Ontology annotation, molecular function: transcription coactivator activity; phosphatidate phosphatase activity. The record is from RefSeq and is a predicted model, not a curated record. Gene Ontology annotation, biological process: positive regulation of transcription by RNA polymerase II; triglyceride biosynthetic process; cellular response to insulin stimulus. NCBI's taxonomy places the organism in Eukaryota, Metazoa, Chordata, Actinopteri, Perciformes, Bovichtidae.
GUCAGACGAUGAACUACGUGGGCCAGUUGGCAGGCCAGGUGUUCGUCCAGGUCAAAGAGCUGUACCGAGGCCUUAAUCCAGCCACCCUUUCCGGCUGCAUUGACGUCAUCGUAGUGAGACAGCCCGAUGGAUCCCUGCAGUGCUCACCUUUCCACGUUCGCUUCGGCAAGAUGGGGGUCCUCCGAUCCCGGGAGAAAGUGGUGGACAUGGAGAUCAAUGGCGAACCAGUGGAUCUACAUAUGAAGCUUGGGGACAACGGAGAAGCAUUCUUUGUGCGAGAAACAGAAAAUGAUCGGGAAGUGGUUCCCUCCUACCUGGCCACCUCUCCAAUCUUGUCGGACGGGGCCAUCCUGAUGAGCUCCUCCCUGAUGGGGAAGGGCUCCCAAGGGCCGCCCAUACAGACCCUGGGCUCCACGGGGAGCGCUGGAGAGACUGGCGGUGGGAUGAUGAAGAAGAGGAGGAAGAGGAGGAGGAAGGUUCGGCCGGACAGCGUGAGGAGGGAGGAGAGCGGGGACUACUCCGAGGACGAAGACAUGUUCACCAUAGACAUCAGCUCAGAUGAAAUGACGGGGAUGGGCAGCAACAGGACUUCAUCUCGGGAUGUUUUAAGAGAUGAGACGACAGUCGCUUCGACCGGCGGCUCUUUCAAACAGACUGGCAUCUACACUCGUUCAGACGGAGACUGGAGCCCCGUUCAGAGCCCUGGAAACUCUCGUCCCACGUCUCCCAAGAGCGACUCGGAGCUAUUGACCAAGCCGUCCGACAAUCAGAAUCCAGCCAUGCUCUGGGCGUGGGGAGAGCUGCCGCAAGCUGCCACACUGUCUUUCCUCUCGAUGAAACCCAUCCCCGUGUCAGAAAGCACACACUUCCGCGUGAUAACUCACGAGACGUCGUCGGAACAGUGCGGAUCCUGCUCUGAAAUAUCAGCACUCACCUUGCUGAUGCCAGAGGAGACCAGUGAGGAAACAGUUGGGAUGGAGUCAGAGUCCCAGACAGCUGAAGGAGUGGAGGCUCACAUGAUGUCUGACGUGGAGGAGACGACGCCUCAUCCGCCGGGCAAGACGGACUCUCCAUCCAAGAGAAAAGACAAGAGAAGCCGCCAUCUUGGUUCUGAUGGAAUUUACCUGGAUGACAUCACAGAGCUCGAGCCUGAAGUGGCGGCCCUUUAUUUCCCUAAGAGUGACGGUGGUGCGGCGGUGCGGAGCAUCUCAGACCCGGGCCUCCACAGCAGCAGUUUGUCCCCACAGUCAGUCAGCUCUGGAGGAGACAGCGGAGUAGACAGCUACUGCGACCCCUUGUCCGACAUGCCGACCAUCGGCAUCUCUUUGUGCGGAGGACUCAAUGACAACAGGGAGAUCACUAAAGAGCAGUUCCAUGAGAAGGUCAUCUCUUACCAGCAGUUUUCGGAAAACCCCUCCAUCAUCGACGACCCCAACUUGGUCGUGAAAAUCGGCUCCAAAUACUAUAAUUGGAGCUCUGCGGCUCCACUUAUGCUGGCUUUGCAAGCGUUUCAGAAACCUCUGCCAAAGGCUGCAGUGGAGAACAUCAUAAAGGAGAAGAUGCCCAAGAAAGGAGGGAGGUGGUGGUUCUCCUGGCGAGGCAGAAACAGCAGCACCAAAUCGGAUUCCGUCUCUGAGCGUGAGGCCUGCGGUUAUCCUGAGCAGGCUGGGAAAAUGUCAAGCAGACACAAACAAGAUUCAUCCUCGAGUGACGAAGACCACAGGGCAGCCAUACAGAGCUCUGCCUCCAUCCAAUCAGAGCCUGGCCUCACACCAGGAGGCGUGUCUUAUAAGAAAACACUCCGACUCACAUCAGAGCAGCUGCUGUCUCUCCAGCUGCAGGACGGUCCUAACGAUGUUGUGUUCAGUGUGACUACUCAGUACCAGGGAACGUGUCGCUGUCAGGGCACCAUCUACCUCUGGAACUGGGACGACAAGAUCAUUAUCUCUGACAUAGAUGGAACCAUCACCAGGUCGGAUACACUGGGUCAUAUCCUGCCCACUCUUGGGAAAGACUGGACCCACCAGGGCAUCGCACACCUCUACCACAAAGUCAGCCAAAAUGGCUACAAGUUCAUGUACUGUUCCGCUCGAGCUAUCGGCAUGGCCGACAUGACCAGAGGUUACCUCCACUGGGUCAACGAGAGAGGCACCAUGCUUCCCAUGGGCCCCGUCCUUCUCAGCCCCAGCAGCCUCUUUUCAGCUCUGCACAGGGAGGUGAUUGAGAAGAAACCGGAGAAAUUCAAGGUGGAGUGUCUCAACGACAUCAGGAACCUCUUCUACCCCAACACACAGCCGUUCUAUGCAGCGUUUGGCAACAGACCAACGGAUGUAUAUUCCUAUAAAGAAGUAGGAGUGCCACUGAACAGGAUUUUUACUGUAAACCCUAAAGGCGAGCUUGUGCAGGAGCAUGCCAAGACCAACAUCUCAUCUUACGUCCGUCUGGGCGAGGUGGUGGACCACGUGUUCCCUCUGAUGAUGCGAGCCUCCUCCUCAGACUUCCCCUGCUCGGACACCUACAGCCACUUCACCUACUGGAGGCAGCAGCUCCCCCGGGUGGAACAUCAGGGUACUACACCUCCACCGACUCCCCGCCUCGGCAGCUGACUACCCGUGGCCUGCUGAGCACUGACUGACCGAUGGAGUGACGGUUACACGUGCGAUGGUGUGACGGUUGCACGUGCGAUUUGAAUUUGUAGAUUUUUGUAGAAGAUGGAGCACUUUGAUCGCACAGCAGAGAGCUACUUGAGUAGGUUAAAUCUGCUGUGAAUACUAUUAUAACGCACAAGGAUGUAAGCGCACUUUUAUGAGAAGAUGGCCUCUGUAGCCUUCUGACUAGACUAGACGUAUAUAUAUGAGAAAUUAUUUUUAUUUAUUCAGGCAGCUUAGCACAUAUAUUAUUUUUGAGUGAGUGUUGACAUUAUUUCAGUAGCUAGACUUUCUAGGCUAUUUAUGCAGACAGUUGCAUACCGUAUUUAUGGCAUCUGUGCGUCACACAGAACAAAGCCACACUGUGCACACGUCACAGAGCAAGUUACUUCAACUUGUGCCAAAUGCUCCAUGCAGAAUUUAUUUUCUUACUCUGAAUUUUUUUAUCAAGACUGUUACAGAUCCUCAAUCAGCAUGGAAAUGCAUAUAUAUAUAUAUAUAUAUAUAUAUAUAUAUAGGCUAAUUUUACUCUAUAGCAACAUAUGUGUGCGUGCAAUGUAACGUAUUAUUCUGUUUGAAAGAAAUCAGUCAGGUCAGUAUUAGUUACAGAGUACGUAAAGGGAGACAUUACAGGUGAACAGGAUGAAAUAUUUAAACCAAUAGAUAUCACCAUGAAACUUUACUGACAUUAAGACAAUUAUUUUUUUGUAUUAUACGUUUUCUGAAAUGUUAUGUUUAAAUAUGCAAAUGAGGCAUUAAGUAACGGUAGCCUUUGGUGAAUUUAGGAGAAAUCUACAGACUCAAAUAGACAAAAUACCUAAAUGUGUAUUUUGGAUGUUUUCUUUACUCUAGUCUGAAAGAAGAAAAGUUAUAAAUGCAAAAAAGUCCAAACUCUGAAAUUGACCAGUGCUUAAAAAAUGUAUACUUUUGCCUGUAGUGUAUCGCCUUAAAUGAAUUACAGAGCACAAUGAAUGAAUGAACGUCUGUGUAGCUCCACAUAAUCCUGAGGGUACUUUAUAAAGACGGUUCAGAAUGAAUGUUUAUUGUUGAAGCAAAGUAAUCCUGACAGGAGAACAGAAAGCACAACAUCUUUAAUGGUCAGAAUAACUAUCAGUUUUCUCUAAAAAGAAAAUCAAAGAAAAAUUGCUGAAUCCUUUUUAUUUUUCUAUUGAAAUUACACAAUAUGUGUUGUGAUCAAAAUGUCCUUUCUGUGGUGGGCUUCAUGAAACACCUUUUAAUGUAUCCAGUUACGUCUAUGUGACUGUUACAUGUUCCUCUGUGUAAGUUUUAUGUUUGUUUCCAUAAAUGCCAUUAAGUAUAUUUUAUUUAUUCAUCUGAUUACAUACUGACUGAUAUAAAAUGUAGCUUACAUUAUAUUAUAUAUUACUCAUUGGUUCUUUCACUGCAAGACCCCAAGUCUGAAACUGUUACACACUUGAAAAGUGAUCUUUAUUUCUUACAAUACCACAGAUAACCUGAGUUCAUACAUGUAUGAGCAGGAGCUGCUAUCAUGGUGAGCUGCCGAAUGUAUCAGUGGUUUUACUGUGAACACAACAGUAUCAUUGUAUUGAGUAAGCGUGUUUGUGAAAGAGGAUGUGCAUAUAAUGCUUUAUUAUUCUUUCCAUGAAAGAGCUAAAAUAGCCUAAAAGCGUAUUAUAUUUGCCUUAACUGUGAACAAUAUGAUCAAUAAGUUGUUCAUUUAUUCCCUCCGUCCCUUCUCUUGACCAGUUCACUGUUAAAAUGAUGUAACAAACUCAAUAAAAAAAAGCCUUGGUACAGCAGUGAGUGUGUGUCAAUAUCCACCGACCCCUGUAUUAACUUUCAGCAUGACAACUCUUCAUUCACCUGAAUACAGAGAUGGAAGAAGUAUUCAGAUCCUUUACUCCAGUAAAAGUACUAAUACCACACUAUGAAAAUACUCUACUACAAGUAAAAGUCCUGCAUUCAAAACCUUACUUACGUAA